Messenger RNA from Fusarium oxysporum Fo47, 3507 nucleotides. Its product is annotated as SDR family oxidoreductase. The transcript is spliced from 10 exons. The record is from RefSeq and is a predicted model, not a curated record. Gene Ontology annotation, biological process: sphingolipid biosynthetic process. NCBI's taxonomy places the organism in Eukaryota, Fungi, Ascomycota, Sordariomycetes, Hypocreales, Nectriaceae. Gene Ontology annotation, molecular function: 3-dehydrosphinganine reductase activity. The coding region runs from base 1 to 3507 and encodes 1168 amino acids. Gene Ontology annotation, cellular component: endoplasmic reticulum membrane.
AUGGGCUCGUUUUUGUCUCGGGACGAAUUCCCUGUCGAGGGCAGAACAGUCCUAAUUACAGGCGGUUCCAGAGGUCUUGGCCUAGCAGCAGCACGCCAACUCUCCUCCAAAGGCGCGCGCGUAGCUAUAGUCGCCCGUGACCCAGCCGUCUUGAAAGAAGCUCUCAUUCAAGUCGAAGCAUCUGCUCGGUCUCCAUCUCAGCGCUUCUUCUCACUCACUGCCGACGUCACCAAGGCUUCAGAAUGCUCUCGUGUCAUUGCCGAAGUGACAGCUUGGAACGAUGACAGCCCGCCAGAUAUCGUCUGGUGUUGUAGUGGAAGUGCGCACCCGACUUUGUUCGUUGAUACACCGGUUGAGCAGCUUCAGACUAUGAUGGAUAGUAAUUAUUUCUCAAGUGCAUACAUGGCCCAUGCUACGCUCAACACGUGGUUGAGGCCCGCCAUCGACGGUCUCACGAAGAAGAGUACAGAAGCCAAGAUACUACCAGCUCGUCAUAUCAUCUUCACGGGCUCUUUUGUUUCGUUGUACAGUUUUGCAGGUUUCACGCCCUACUCACCCUCCAAAGCCGCCAUCAGAUCGCUAUCAGACUCUCUUUCACAAGAGAUGAACUUAUACGCAGGUGCUCAUCCCAAUGAGCCUCGCGUGCGCAUCCACACUGUCUUCCCAGCGACAAUGCCAACCAAGUCACUUGACGAUGAGAACAAGGUCAAAACGGAUGUUACAAAAGCGCUUGAGGAGGGUGACCAGAUCCUCACACCGGAUGAAUGUGCUCGCCAUGCAAUUGCAGGGUUGGAGAGAGGAGAAGAACUCAUUGCAACGAGCACUAUUAUUAGACUUGUCAUGACUACUGUUUUGGGGGGUGCUAUACGUGGCGGAUUUUGGACGGGCUUGGCAAAUACAUUGCUGAGUUGGGUUGUGAUGAUUGUUAUGGUGUUUAUUCGGUGGGAUAUGGAUGUAAAGGUUAGAAGUUGGGGGAAGAAGCAUGGGGCGAGUGGUAUGGCAUCCAACGACAACGUGAAGGUUACACUGUCGACUGCCAGCAUUCUAGGGAACAGAGCACAAUAUUCUCCAUCUCUUCAAGCAAGAAAGCCUAUGUUGCAGUUUUCUCCUUUCUCAGUAGCAACUAUUGUUUCAAUCCGGAACUGCGGGGUCAAGUUGAUUGAAAAUGCACCGAAAGAAAUCCAAUCAGUUGCCAUUGAGAUGUCUGGCUUGACUGCAACUCUUGAGCAUUUACGCGACAUCAUCAGAACGGGACAAUCAUAUGCAAAACCGCAGUUUUGUGAUGCCGUCCGACAUGUUGUUGAGAACAUCCAGUUGACGCAGCAAGAAAUUUCGAAGAUGGUGGGCGAUGAGGGUAUAUUGCGGAGGGUCAAAUGGCUCAAGGCUGCGAGGUUGCUGUCGGAUAUCGAUAAGCAUAAGGUCACAUUGACUUUGCAGAUUGCGAUUCUUUCGGCGGCUGUUCUGGUCAAGUCUACCAAUGGCCGUCUAUCAGUUCAAGAGAAGGUGGAGAACCGGUUCAAGGCCCAAGCUGAGAGCCUUAUACUGGCCGGCCAGGCCUCAUUUGAGAACCAUGACGAACCAGAGCCAAUUCCAGACCCGCCUCAACAAAGAGCACCAAGUCCACCAGUUCGUACCAGCAAGCGGCUGCCAAGUCCCGUCCGCGAAUCUGAGGUCCCUGGGCAUUUGCGUGCUAGGGACCUGUACGGUAUGAGCAAUGAUUCUGAGGACAACGUCCUUUUUUCCGGAAGUGAGAAAGAAGAAAAAGCCCAUUCAGCACUUGCGCGAAGUGUAAACGAACCAUCACGUCCUGAGGGACACUAUACCAUUCAUGCGAUUGACAAGGAAGACGAAGAAAACCUGUCAUCCGAAGAUGAGAAAAGAUAUUCAAGACGUCGCAGAAGAUCGGGGUUUGAUCCACUGUCCGGUGGUAGCAUCGCGCUUUUUGGACCUGACUUCCAUCGACGUGGCGACGCAGCUACGUUUCUAUAUAACCUGGUAUUUCUAAAUGAGACACCAGUGAAUGGAGCAUCAGCCGACGACUCAUAUUUGACAGAAACUAGAAACGGAGGAAAGAUGGAAGAACGGAAGAGACAUCGACGUUUGGAUGAUUCGGAUGACUCUGAACACAAUGGGACGAGUCGUCGUGAGAGAGUGAAAUUUCGAAGCCCCAAGCCCCAAGAACCAGAAAUACUUGUCAAUCGGCUUCUUUUAUCUUGGACAUCACUGAGCGAGAGCGAGGUUGAAAAAGGGAGAGCGGAUGCUCAGCCUGAUCAAAGAAGGAUAUUUUCGCUCUAUGGGCCAGAGGACAAAGAGAAGACCCGGAGGAACUUUCAAAGACGACAAACUGGGCUAGGUCGUGAUAUGCUUAGAAGAGAAGACGUCAGGUACAACACUCCGGAGUUUGAUCCUCGUUGGCGAGGGAAACUACGGCUGACACGAAAUGAGACAGCUAGCUCGGGGUUCAUCCUUGACCCUCGACAACAUGGCCCUUCACCAGCAUCGGAAGAACCGUCUAUGCGAUACCCGAAUGGCGGCUAUGGCCGACCGUACGGUCAGGGCCGUCAGGCUGAAUUGGCGAGACCAAAGUUCCAGAAACCUGAUUUUGUUGUUCUGCCAAGAUUAGAUUCUGCGGACUUUGAGACUGGGCCAAUGACUCCCAAGCUUGACCUCAUGUCUGUUAACUUGGGUAUUGUCAGGCAAGGCGAUGAGCCAAUUUGGGACUGUGAUCUUUUCAUGUUUGAGAAGUCAUAUCAAGGAAAAGCGAUCAUGGGAGCACUCAUUGGUGAUAAAUCUGCGAGAAAUCCUCAUGGAUUAGAUCUAGCACAUACAUUAGUAAAAGGCCGAAGUAUGAAGCUCGUGUAUAUACGAGGCAAUGUAAAGGAAACUGACGAGAGGGCCAUGAAGGAAGAAUACGUGGCGAUAGGAGAAGAAUGGGCUAGUUUCGAAGCUCUACAACAACUUGGGCUGAUUGUCAAGAGACGAGAAGAAGGGCGUGUUCUGUUGGACCCUAGCACGACAUGGCUGAGAAGCAUGCGGCAGAGGCGCACCUUUACGCCGACAUUUUAUAGUCCUGUAUCUGCGUUCCGACAGAAACAUGGAGUUGGACGACACUCAUUUGUCACAAAAACAGAUUAUGGAGAACAAGCGCCUGCUGCUCCAGAUAGACGUGCCACGGUCGAAGAUGAAAGCGAGGUUGACAUUCUCAACUUGCCGAUCAACGAAGAACCCAAAAAGACACCAGAAGCAACCGCAGAAGCCCAAAGCAAAGCAGCCCCAAGCACCCUUCAACCACAGAUUUCCAUCACCCCACCAUCAACACCACAGCAGACUUCGCCUGACUAUUUGGACACAAGCGAGGUAGCAUCGCGUGUUUCCUCAGGGUCACGUCUGUCCAGCUCAAAGACUAGCGGACUUGGAAGUGAAAAUACUGGGUGGCAGGAUGAUGGCAAGACGCCCUUGACACCAACAGACUCUGGUGUUGGAAGUUCUAUUGUCUCGGGGCGAUAG